Zootermopsis nevadensis is the source of this 3740-nucleotide messenger RNA. NCBI's taxonomy places the organism in Eukaryota, Metazoa, Arthropoda, Insecta, Blattodea, Termopsidae. The record is from RefSeq and is a predicted model, not a curated record.
AAGCGAAGUAGCGUGGACAGGCAAUUAGUCGCUUACUGAUCCCCAGGAGUUUCGUAAUUUCACGGAAACCCCUUCGACAUGCAGGAGGUCGUAAUGUGCACAAUAACUUAAAGAAUCCUGACAUUUAACUUCAGUGGUCAGAAGCAGAGGUGGUUCUACUGAUGAUCGGCGUAGCAGCAGUCAACGGCCAGAAGGGCAGUGACGGGUUCACGGACGACGAACGACCUUACGAGUUCGGAUUCAACAUAGAGGGAUAUCAACACCGCCACGAGAAGAAAGAUAAGAAUGGCAUUAUUAUGGGGGAGUUCGGCUUCAUCACAGCAGAUGGCAUCUACCACGUGACUGUGUACGCUACAGAUGAAAAUGGUGACUUCAGGAUCCUGAAGAUGAAAAACAUCAAAGUCGGGUUCCCUCCGGGAAGCGCAGUGAAUUCCACGACUCCUAAAGCAGCAUCCCCGAUACCACAGCCCACUCCAAAGCCAGUAAGUGGACCUGGAGCGAUCAGCCACAGCCCUGAAACUGAAGCAAAACAUUUUACCAACACCCCCAAACCUACGAGUGGGGCCGCGACUACCAUCAGCACGACACUUCCAACCACCACGAAGGCCAAAUUCAACGAUGGGUGCGGUUCUUGCAAAGUCCCUGUACCGACCACGAAAGCACCGAUCCCACCUGCGUCAGGUCAACUGCGACCCCAUCCACCAGCAAAAGGAAUUUUGGGCACAACGGGUGCAUUUGGAUCGCCUUCCCCACCCGGAAGUGGCCAGCCUCCAGCAGCUGGAAUCUUUGCCACGCCACGUCCUUCUUCUGGAGGAGCACCUUUAUUUGGAGGCACACAGCCUCCAGCAGGUGGAAUCUUUGCCACGCCACGUCCUUCUUCUGGAGGAGCACCUUUAUCUGGAGGCACACAGCCUCCAGCAGGUGGAAUCUUUGCGACGCCACGUCCUUCUGCUGGAGGAGCACCUUUAUCUGGAGGCACACAGCCUCCAGCAGGUGGAAUCUUUGCGACGCCACGUCCUUCUGCUGGAGGAGCACCUUUAUCUGGAGGCACACAGCCUCCAGCAGGUGGAAUCUUUGUCACACCAACUCCUCCUUUUAGAGGCGAACCCUCACCUGGAGGAACAUCACCUCCACCUCGUCCUCUUUUUGGUUCUACUGGAGGAAUACAUUCUCCACCUGCAGGCCAACAAUCUCUCACAGGUGGCACACAGACUCCACCUGGAGGUAACACCGAAAAACUUGCUCCAAUAGGAGUUAAUUUCGGUGGAACGCCUCCUGCAAGCAGCGAAGUUCCACUGGGAGUCGAGAGACCCGGUCUACCGAAUGGAAUCACAGAAGAUGAUGUCAUGAAGCUGCUGUACAGGUUCAACUACACUGUGGGUUUCCAUGGGCACAACGAAGAUGGGUACAGGAACGGAGACAAAGUUGGAGGAUACUUCGUUAAUGGAAGAAACGGAAUUAGUACACAGGUGAAAUAUGUCGCAAAUGAGUUUGGGUACCAACCAAAUGUGACGUUCAUACCUCUCGGGCCAGACUCGCCUGAUACACCCAAAGAGGACAGCGAGAAGAACUAUGGGCUGAAGGGAUAUGCUUUCGAAUGGUUCUACAGAAGAUGAGACCACGAUCUACAAAGUGGGUUCCCCAUAAUUUCUACGUGUUCAUUUACGGUACAAUAAACAGUGCAUCCCCUGAGAUUAUUCAUGUUUACAAGAAUAGAAAUUAUAAAUAAAAUAUUUCAUUAGGCUAAAAUACAUGCCAUGGUAUUAGCGAAAUCCUGAAAACAUCACAUCGUAUGAAGCUUGGCAGCCGCUCGAUUUGUUCCAACUACAAAAUGAAGCAUGGCACAGAUAAUUCUUACACUACAAGUACGUCCUUUGUAACUGUCAAUAAUAUGACCUCAACUUAAACCACGUCCACUGACAGCCAAGUUAUAGAAUGAUAUUUCAUGAAACGGGCGUAGGAAGGACACAAAGUCCUCGGCAGUGUAUCUACUCCUGAUGAUGGAGGAGUAUGGACAAUUUGUGGGAUUAUGACAGGCAAGGGAAACAGCUGCUCAGAGAAAGCCUUGCCUACACCUUCAGUCCACUGCAAAGAGGAAUAAGACUUAUCUUGAUCUGGCAAAAACGCCUGUGACUCUAUCCACGACUGUUCCAGUUACCUCCUACCAUAAUAUGUCUUACGUCAGUUGGCUCUUUUAAUAACGCGUGUCAGUAGCUCCUAAGUUACAAUGACAUUAUACAAAGUGGGUACUAACUUCAAAUAACCGUUCCUUCCUAAUAUAUUGUCUAAAUGCUCGUCAAUUAGAAGCUCCAGAUCAAAUUCGAACUCUUAACGCCAUACGCACAUUCACGGCCUGUAUUAAUUUAACUGCGUUAGAAUUUUCAUUAAAGCAUCUUUAUGUAGGAAGUAAAACAAACACAGUGUGCCUGAGUAAGUUCUGUGUGGAACUGGAAAAUCAUGGCAAUUAUGCACCGUGGAGUACAGGAGGCAGUCGAGGCUAUGUCAAACAACUCUUCUGGAAAUCGCCUGGAGUGACAAAGGAAAACCUCGUGCAGGAAAACCUAUGCCAUGCCAAAGACUCAAAUACAAAGUGCUAGUCUGCCCAUAAUCUUCUAUUAUAAAAACUGUACAAGUUGAAGAACUGCACAUAACAGCUCCAUAGUUUGAAAAAGUUUAGUAGCAAAAUAUCUACAGAAAUUACUUUGGCAUCAACAGAGUAAGGGAAAGAAUCAGAGUUAUUGUGUACGAUAUUAAGAAGCUUAUUUAUUGAACUAUUUAACGACUCUUUUAAAAACUCAGGUGUUACAUGGUCCAGAAUCAGAUAAGAUGAUUCAGAGGAAUGUUGAUGGAAGAAGUAAUGAUCCAUUUUACUGCAUUAUCCCAGAACUUGACUAGUAGGGCUGAGGAAGACCACGAAAGGCUUAUGCAGGGUAGUCAGUGUGUCCCAGUUAAGUUUUGGACAGAGCUCCACUCAAAAAUGAAAUAAGCCCUACUGCACAGCCUCCUUUUGACCUCCAUUCUAGCAUCGCUGCCCAUUCCUUGGUUUCCUAGCAAGCCUGUCUUCUGAACUGACAAGUUUCGAUGUUGCAUUUCAAACUCAUGCCACUAUUCUAGCACCAAGAAAAAACUUCAACAGUGUGACAACAGAACUACGAAUAAAUCUGAUCAACUUUCCAAAGUCUAUAAAUAAAAAUACUGCCAAGAAAAUGGCAUAAAAUUAUGCAUACUAAGAACUUUACUUAUACCUUAAGUUCCUUGAGUACAACACAAUCAGUAUACGUAACAAUCACACUAGUAAGCAAUUUGAUUUGCUUCUCAAGUUACACCAAUAUAAAUCAUUUCAAGAAAAUGACAAUAAGACAAGCUACAUCUCCAAUUUCUGGAAUAAGAAGAUUUCAAAAGAAUUAUGAUGAAAGUAAGAAGACACUCUUCAUUAAUCCCUCAGUAACAGCACCAUUUUAAAUGUGGCAAGAGGUGCACGUAGGAUAAAUACAAAAGUGAGGCGCAGACACAAUUAGAGAAAUUAAUAACAGGAAAAAGUUUCCAGCACAUGCUGUGCUCCACAGAUAAAUUUAAAGAUACAUAUCAUACUAAAAUGCAUGGAAGUAUACAUUAGAAGUAGAAUAAUGGCAGGCACCAAAGAGAGAGCCUCAUGUAGAAAAUUGUUAAAGGAAUAUAAUAUUCUUCCACUAGCAGAAAAUUCUUGCUCUUGUUAUCAUCAUUUGUAGUGGACAACACAC